GCUGUUGCUCGACCGCGUGUGGGACGUUCUGGACUUUCACGUGGCCACCGGCACCCACCUUUGUCUCUCCCCUGGCCCCUGGGUGGGCUGCGCGCUGCCCUGGGGGCACAUGACGUCUCCACAGGGGCGCUGCUUCACCUUCGAUUCCACUGCGAAUGGGUACCUCCGCGGCGAAGGGACCUCAGGCAUGAUCUUGAAGUACGGUGAGUACGACUCGAAAGGAUGCAUUUACAGGGCCUCGCAGGUAGGCCAAGAUGGGCGCAGCGCCAGCUUAACUGCUCCGAAUGGGCCAGCACAGGAGGAGAUCAUCGGCCGUGCCAUCCGGGAAGCCCGCAUGACGCCGCCCGAGUCGACGUGCUGGGAGUGCCAUGGCACAGGAACCUCUCUUGGGGAUCCGAUCGAGAUUGGGGCGGUCCGGAAGAUCCAGCGAAAGGUGCCGCGUAGCGAGCCAUUGAUGAUGUCGAGUAACAAGAGCAACAUUGGGCAUCUGGAGGGUGGAGCGGCCAUGGCCGCGAUGGUGAAGUCGGUUCUGACUGUGCAGCAGGGGCAGUGCUUGGCAUCCCUGCAUGUUCGGCAGCUGAACCCCCAUCUUGAGCACACAGUCUUCGAUGCCUUCUUCGAAACUGAGCGCUCUUGCUUCGCUUUUGAACGCGGCCACUCGCAGAUCUCCUCGUUCGGCUUCGGAGGCACAAACGGUCACUGCAUCUUCUGGGGCAAGUGCCGUGGCCCACAAGAUGUUCAGGCAAUGCUCCUAAGGCGCAUCGCCAAGAUGUCUCCCGCAGAAAUUCGGCCCGUGGGCAACAACCCAGAUGACUGGGAGGCUGACUUGCCAGAGGCAAACCCCAAGCAGGGCGACGUCUACAGCAUCAUUCUCCGGCCUGAGGAUCCCAUGGACGAGCCGAUCAAGUGGGUCAAGGUCCGAGAUGCCAACGAGCAACGGGAAUCAUUGUCGGACUUUUACACAGUCACCGGCAGCUUCAACUCGUGGCAGCAGGACACUUUGGCACCCGGAGCUCCUGGGCACUUCACAAUGGUCGUCUUCGUUCCCGCAGACGGCGUGCUGGAGUUCCGAUUCUUGAAAAAUGGCAGCGAGCAACUGGUCUUGGCACCAGAGAAGGACAAGUGCACGGAGAAGCUGGCCCGGGUACUGGGGCCCCAGGAGGUUGAAUUGAUUGUCAGCUACCGUUAA
Molecule: messenger RNA, 1189 nt
Organism: Symbiodinium natans
Lineage: Eukaryota; Dinophyceae; Suessiales; Symbiodiniaceae
Source: the annotation of a GenBank genome assembly